UGCGCGGCGGCCGGGAGACCAUGUCUGCACCGCCUGCGCUGCAGAUCCGGGAGGCGAACGCGCAUCUGGCGGCCGUACACCGGCGCGCGGCGGAGCUGGAGACGCGGCUGCUGGCGGCGGAACGCACGGUCCGCGCGCAGGCCGAGCGUCUGGCCCGCCACGACCAGCAGCUGCGCACCGCCCUGGACGAACUGGGCCGCGUCAAGGACCGGGAAAUUUCCGCCCUCCAGGAGCAGCUGCUGAGCUCGGAGGCCACUGUCCGCAGUCUGCAGGCUGCAGUGGACCAGAGGGACCAGUUGAUCCAGCAGUUGCAGCCCCAGGCUGACCUGCUGCAGGACAUCGCUCGCCGUCGACCACCCCUGGCUGCGCUGCUGGCCACCCUGGAGGAGGCUGAGCGACUGGGCCCCUCGCCAGCCAGCAGCCAGAGCCAGCUGCUUCCCGAUGGGCCUGGCCCACCCCUGGGCAACAGCACUGGGGAGGGCCAGGAUGACCUGCAGCCUGCCGUCUUUGGGACCACAGUGUGAGCUGCCCUGGCGGAUCAGAUCUCAGAAUGUGUGGCCAAGGCCCAGAGCCCUGGAUGUCACCAGUGUCCCUGAAGGGUCCUGGGAUAUUAUUGGGAUAUCUCAUAAACAUCAGAACAAGCGAAAGGCCAAAAUCCCAUUUAAAGCAGUUCCACUCCCCUCCCUCAGCGCCUGGGGCAUCUGCUACAUUCAGUUGAUUUUAAAUAAUUUCAAAAAAUAAAGGCGGAGGCAGUG
This is a messenger RNA of Arvicola amphibius (Eurasian water vole), 755 nucleotides long. RefSeq names its product vimentin type intermediate filament associated coiled-coil protein (gene Vmac). NCBI's taxonomy places the organism in Eukaryota, Metazoa, Chordata, Mammalia, Rodentia, Cricetidae. The coding region runs from base 21 to 524 and encodes 167 amino acids. The transcript has 2 exons. The record is from RefSeq and is a predicted model, not a curated record.